AAGCAAAAUAACAAAGACGGUUAUUAGAGAUUAAAGGAUGUUUCGCAGCAAGGGGCCUGUCAGUGUCCAAACUGUGUGCCACUAGCAUGUUGUCCUUUAGUGUGUGUGUGUGUAUAUGAGUGUGCGAUGCAGUGUGGUAUGGGGUGGGCACUGCUGUAGAUGGGACCAAAACCCAAUCUCUCACUUUUCUCGGUCUCAUUUCUUACCUUCACACACGUACAGGUAGGGUGCAGGGGUCUGGGAGUGCAUGCACACAUACGUGUCACACACCUCACACACCUAUACAGAGGCAGACACAUUCGUAUCCUCAAAGCUAUCGUGAGUGACCGGUUGCCACUGGCCAGGCCCAUCGACCCUCUGUCUGUCUGAUCUAAAGAGAAGGACCAUUUGGGAAAGGAGGAGAAAGAGCAGGACGAUGGUAACAUUGGUGUGGGGACUUCUGGUUCUGUAUGUGGUGGCAGCCUCUCCCACCAGAUACGCCCGGCAAGCCGAACUUGACAACUAUGACAGCAACAGCUAUAAUGUGGAUUUGAACCGCCAUGAUGACUUUGACUAUUACAAUGGGGUCGAUGAACCUACGGUGACAAAGAUUGGCACCUUGGACAUUUAUGAGGAACCUUCACAUAGUGCCUACGCAGAGGAGGAAGAAGAAGAGCGACAUCCCUGGAUAGUUGAACUGGGAGAAGACAAGGAAUUCCCUGUAACGCCUGAACUUAUCCCAUCGGGAUCUGAACAUUCAGGGACUCUAAUGGGCCCGAAUGCAGAGGGAGAGGAAGAGCUUCGUCUGACGCCCAUUGACAUCCUUCCGAUGUUUGUUUCUGGUGAAAUGAGUUCUGGAGACUUGUUUAGGGACAACGCCUUCGGUUCUGGAGAGGCUUUGGGCUCUGGGGCCUCUGGUCACAUUUCGAGUUCUGGGGGUUCUGGAGUAUCGGGGAUUUCUGGUUCAGGCAUAUUAUUGAUCUCAGGUGGAGAGGAGGAGCUCCUGACGUUUGGAAACCAUCCAGAAGAGGCCUCUGGGGAUUUUGAAGAGUCUGGGUUUUUUGGGGUGUCUGGGUUCUCUGGGGUUCCUGAGGGCUCUGGAGAGUCUGGGGUCCCUGAAGUGUCUGGAGAGCUUGAGGUCUCUGGGGUGUCUGGAGAGCCUGAGAUCUCUGGGGUGCCCGAAGUUUCUGGAGAGCCUGAAAUCUCUGGGGUGUCUGGAGAGCCUGAGAUCUCUGGGGUGCCCGAAGUGUCUGGAGAGCCUGAGAUCUCUGGGGUGCCCGAAGUUUCUGGAGAGCCUGAGAUCUCUGGGGUGCCCGAAGUGUCUGGGGUGCCUGAAGUGUCUGGAGAGCCUGAGAUCUCUGGGGUGCCAGAAGUGUCUGGGGUGCCUGAGAUCUCUGGGGUGUCUGAGAUCUCUGGGGUGUCUGAGAUCUCUGGGGUGUCUGGAGAGACUGAGAUCUCUGGGGUGCCUGAAGAGUCAGGAGAGCUUGAGAUCUCUGGGGUGCCUGAAUUGUCUGGAGAGACUGAGAUCUCUGGGGUGCCUGAAUUGUCUGGAGAGCCUGAGAUCUCUGGGGUGCCUGAAUUGUCCGGAGAGCCUGAGAUCUCUGUGUUGCCUGAAGAGUCUGGAGAGCCUGAGAUCUCUGGGUUGCCUGAAGAGUCUGGAGAGCCUGAGAUCUCUGGGUUGCCUGAAGAGUCUGGGGAGCCUGAGGAGUCUGGGGUUCCCAAGGAGCCAUUGGAGACUGGAGAGUCUGGAAGCCCAGAAGAGUCUGUGGUGACCGAAUCCCCAGAACUCACUAUAGAAGUCACUACAGAAAUAUUCCUUCCAGAACUAGAGGAAGAGGAGGAGAUAUUCCUAACUACCCCUACCACUCCCCAGGAGGGGGCUGGGGGUGAAUUUGGGUCAGGGGACCUUGAAAUUGACCCAUACAUACCAGGUAUGUCUACCUGUGUGCUGUGUACCUGUCUGGGCGGAUCUGUGUACUGUGAUGACCUCAGGCUGACCCGCGUUCCUCCCCUUCCCAAAGAAACCACUCAUUUCUAUGCCCGCUACAAUAAAAUUACCAAGAUUAGCAAGUCUGACUUCAUCAACCUGAACAAAUUAAAGAAAAUCGACUUGACAAACAACGCCAUUUCCAAGAUUGAUGAUGAUGCUUUUAUCGGCCUCCAUGCUCUGGAGGAGUUGAUAUUACGGGAGAACAGUAUUAGACAGCUUCCAGCUCUGCCACCUUCGAUGACGCUUAUCGAUGCUUGUCACAACCAACUUGGCAGCACCGGCAUCCACAAAGAAGCUUUCAAGGACAUGCCAGGACUACUUUACCUCUACUUGACGGACAACAACAUCUAUCACAUCCCUGUUCCUUUGCCGGACAGUUUACGCUCCCUGCACCUACAGAACAACAAUAUCCAGAUGAUGCACGAUGACACUUUCUGCAAUCCGCAUGAUUUAAAUUACAUCCGCUACGCCCUGGAGGACAUUCGCCUGGACGGUAAUCCCAUCAACCUCAGCAGAACCCCACAAGCCUACAUAUGUUUGCCACGUAUACCUGUUGGUGCCCUUAUUUAAAACGAAACGCACGUAUGCGCAUGCAUCUCAGCUCUUCUGUGAGAACUUCUUGUUUUUAAAUGUUGGGCUCACUUGGAUAUGAAUGGCUGUCUUUUAAAAGAAGUUGGCAUAUACAUGACUAACACUUUCACAGGAGAACUGGUGGACACUCCCAAGUCUUUGCUGCUUGGAUAUCUACCAUCAGAUGCAUACAAAUAUGAAUACAUUUCAUUGUAAUAAUAUCUGAGUGUAGCCAAAGACAUUUCAAUACAGAAAACCAUGCACAACACUCUGGAUCAGUCUUUAUUU
Molecule: messenger RNA, 2827 nt
Organism: Paramisgurnus dabryanus
Lineage: Eukaryota; Metazoa; Chordata; Actinopteri; Cypriniformes; Cobitidae
Gene: epyc
Product: epiphycan
Biological process (GO): bone development; articular cartilage development
Cellular component (GO): extracellular matrix
Molecular function (GO): protein binding
Source: RefSeq, a predicted model, not a curated record